AUGCCUAUCAGCCUCUCCAUGUUGAGACCCGGUGAGAGCCAACGGGUCGCAGCCUACCUCCAAACUCGCAGUCAAGUCCUUGCCGCUAUGGACGAGAUCUACAAGCGGGUCGAAAUCUACAGCUCCGCCCAGAUCGACCCAGCAUCCUACAAGUUGCUCGGUAUUAAUUGUCGAUUGCUUGAGUUGGAUGAUGAUGGUAAACAUCUUCAUCCCCCGAAUUCCGAUCCAUCCGGCCCUGUUUUCUUUGAACCGCGAGGAGCCGCCUGGGUUCCCCCUGUUGUUACCAACUCCGAAUAUAUGAAACAACUGAAAGGGAUUACUGAUGGGUGGGGGAACACCAAAAAUGAUCGACUCCUUCGGAGCCUUCAUAGCCAAGCAUCCUAUGUGUUUUCAUGUGUAGAGUGGAUGUUCUUCCAGUUCCGCCGUCAGUUCUACCCUCCAGAAGAUGAUAGAGACCCACCAAACCUCAGGCAGAUGUCGAAAUGGCUGGAGAGCGGCGAGGUUGUACCUUCGGUUGUUGCUGAGAGGUUCUACCCAGCUAUUUGGGGAUCAAUUCGAUCAUCGCCAGCCGCUGUGUUUGUGCCGAAGUCACUUCUGUAUCCCUUAGGAGCACCCCCGCACAUUAUGAUCUCAAUUUUGAUUGCAGAGGAGCCCAGCGAAGAGCUGUUGCGAUUGGAGGUGAUGGCCCUUGCCGCAGUUAUGAUCACACGGCUAGAAGGCGAGGAAUCCUCAGAGUAUAAUACCAUUCCCGUCAUGGUCAUCACAUUCUUCGGCCGAAUGAAAGUACGAGUACUGGAAGCCCAUACCAGCCAGCAAGAGCUAGUCAUCAAGAAGACCCGGCUUCUUGACUUCUCUACCAAUGAACUCGCCAACAAGAAUAUGAAUAUUCUACUUGGAUUCAUGGCCGGAGACCUAGUCGGAGAUCCUAAAGGACCCACAAUCCCUACAUAUAUUCCAAAGGCUUGUACUAAAGAUGCAAUGGAUUCAGAAAGCACUCUAACCAUCCAUUAG
This is a messenger RNA of Penicillium paradoxum, 1011 nucleotides long. RefSeq lists its product as uncharacterized. Bases 1 to 1011 code for a protein of 336 amino acids. The record is from RefSeq and is a predicted model, not a curated record. The transcript has 3 exons. Lineage: Eukaryota; Fungi; Ascomycota; Eurotiomycetes; Eurotiales; Aspergillaceae.